AUGGUGCAGCGCCUCACUUACCGGAAACGACAUAGCUAUGCCACAAAAUCCAACCAACACCGGAUCGUCAAAACUCCCGGUGGGAAGUUGGUAUAUCAAAGCACCAAGAAGAGGGCAAGUGGGCCCAAAUGCCCCGUCACUGGAAAGAGAAUUCAAGGGAUUCCUCACUUGAGACCUGCAGAGUACAAGAGGUCUAGAUUAUCAAGAAAUCGAAGGACUGUGAACCGUGCUUAUGGUGGAGUGUUGUCUGGAGGUNUGAACCGUGCCUAUGGUGGUGUAUUGUCUGGUGGUGCUGUGAGAGAGAGGAUUAUUCGAGCGUUCCUAGUCGAAGAGCAAAAGAUCGUGAAGAAGGUUUUGAAGAUUCAAAAGGCAAAAGAAAAGCUGGCAGGGAAGAGCUAA
Fraxinus pennsylvanica is the source of this 399-nucleotide messenger RNA. NCBI's taxonomy places the organism in Eukaryota, Viridiplantae, Streptophyta, Magnoliopsida, Lamiales, Oleaceae. The record is from the annotation of a GenBank genome assembly.